Molecule: messenger RNA, 411 nt
Organism: Anopheles gambiae (African malaria mosquito)
Lineage: Eukaryota; Metazoa; Arthropoda; Insecta; Diptera; Culicidae
Exons: 2
Coding region: 1-411 (136 amino acids)
Source: RefSeq, a predicted model, not a curated record
AUGCGAACAGCGUUGGCACUGCUGAAACCUCCACCUGCAGCGCAAGCAGAACCGGCCAACUUGGAUAGACGAUUUCAGCGCGGUGACCUCGUCUACGCCAAGUUCUAUGCGCGGAAUUCAUGGAAGUGGGUUCCGGCGCAAAUCAUACGAGAGUUGGGCAGCGUUAUGUUCGAGGUGCAGACGAACAAUCAACGGGUUCACAGGCGCCAUGUGAACCAGCUCGCAGCUGAUCGUGACGUGAUUCGUGAUUCGGCCGUGGGGGCUUCCAGCGAGGACGUGGACAUAGAUCAUUUGCCGUUUGAUCUGCUGACGGACAGCGCGCGCGUCACCCACACAACCAUCUCCACGCCCAAUCCCGUUCGCUACUACAAAACGCCAGCAGCCGAUACGGUCGCCACGCCGGUCUUCUAG